Nipponia nippon (crested ibis) is the source of this 1024-nucleotide messenger RNA. The record is from RefSeq and is a predicted model, not a curated record. Lineage: Eukaryota; Metazoa; Chordata; Aves; Pelecaniformes; Threskiornithidae.
AUGACAAAAGGCCAGUACCCAGAUGUGUUUGUGCUUCGUCUUCAAAUUGCUUUCAUCUGUCCUGUUGAUGGCUGUGUCAACUGCUGCUAUAAUUCUUGUGAAAACGGGCAUAUACAGCAAAUAGGAAGUGGCAGUUAUGGUGGAUGGAUUUCUCAUAUUGGAAAGCUGAAAGAUUUUCUUCUGCAACACAGAAAGGAUUACAUUAAUGCUUACAGCCAUAUUAUGUCUGAGUAUGUGAGGAUGACAGAUACAGAGCGUGAUCAGAUAGAUCAAGAUGCUCAGAUAUUUAUGAGGACGUGUGCCGAUGCCAUUCAUCAGCUGAGAACAGAAGCACACAAGGGUGUCCAGUCUGCUCAGGUGAAGGAGCACAGAACAGCUGUCUUGGACUUCAUUGAAGAUUACUUAAAAAGAGUGUGUAAGCUGUAUUCUGAACAAAGAGCCAUCCGAGUUAAGCGAGUGAUAGAUAAGAAGAGACUGUCCAGACUUGAACCUGAGCAGAGCAACGUGUCCAAAUCACCUCUUUCCCCUGAAAAACCUUCACAGAAUCCUUUAGAUGAUUCUGAAGAAAAACUUUCUGCUGAGGAAAGCAAAGACAGGAAUCUGCCUGAUGCCCAAAGUAACCUUGGAUUAUGGGGGGAUGGCAAAGGUGAAGAUGAGCUGUCACCUGAAGAAAUACAAAUGUUUGAACAGGAGAACCAGAGACUUGUUGGUGAAAUGAAUAAUCUCUUCGAUGAAGUCAGACAAAUUGAAGGAAGAGUGGUGGAAAUCUCCAGAUUACAAGAGAUAUUCACGGAAAAAGUCUUGCAGCAGGAAACAGAUAUUGACAAUAUCCAUCAAUUAGUUGUGGGUGCAACGGAGAAUAUCAAAGAAGGCAACGAAGACAUACGAGAGGUAAUCAAAAACAACGCUGGAUUUAGAGUAUGGAUCCUGUUCUUCCUUGUGAUGUGUUCGUUUUCCUUGCUUUUCCUGGACUGGUAUGAUAAUUAAGUAAUAACAUAAUACUGCCUACAUGCUUUGUCUGUAA